AUGCGCUGGGCUUGGUUCUGUGUGGCCAGUGCAGUACUCGGGUGCUCUUCCUUGUGCAUGGCCAGGGCAGUACUCGGAUGCUCUGGGCGUCAUCCUGUGUGGCCAGUGCAGUACUCGGAUGCCUUGGGCUUGGUUCUGCGUGGCCAGUGCAGUAUUCGGAUGCUCUUCGUUGUGUAUGGCCACGGCAGCACUCGGAUGCUCUGGGCUUCAUUCUGUGUGGCCAGUGCAGUACUCGGAUGCUCUGGGCUUGGUUCUGUGUGGCCAUCGCAGUACUCGGUUGCUCUGGGCUUCGUUUUGUGUGGCCAGUGCAGUACUCGGAUGUUCUGGGCUUCAUUCUGUGUGGCCAGUGCAGUACUCGGAUGCUCUGGGCUUCGUUCUGUGUGGCCGGCGCAGUAUUCGGAUGCUCUGGGGCUGGUUCUGUGUGGCCAGUGCAGUACUCGGAUGCUCUGGGCAUCAUUCUGUGUGGCCAGUGCCGUACGCGGAUGCUCUGGGCUCGGUUCUGUGGGGCCAGUGCAGUACUCGGAUGCUCUGGGCUUGGUUCUGUGUGGCCAUCGCAGUACUCGGAUGCUCUGGGCUUCGUUCUGUGUGGCCAGUGCAGUACUCGGAUGCUCUGGGCUCGGUUCUGUGGGGCCAGUGCAGUAG
This is a messenger RNA of Symbiodinium sp. CCMP2592, 642 nucleotides long. NCBI's taxonomy places the organism in Eukaryota, Dinophyceae, Suessiales, Symbiodiniaceae. The record is from the annotation of a GenBank genome assembly.